GUUUACAUCAACGGCAUGCUGCGAUAAGAGAAGAAAUGAUGUGGUAGGGAUCACAAUCAUUUUCUACUCCUUUGUGGCGUGGGACGAGAUUCGCAGCAAUUUUUGGAGACGCACGGUACUCUGCAGUGAUAUUAAUCAAAGAUAUAUAAAAAAUGAGUUACGACAAUGUGGUAUCUCGAUUGGGUGAUUUUGGACCUUACCAAAGAAAAAUAUAUUUUCUACUGUGUCUACCAGCUAUAUUAUGCGCCUUUCAAAAGAUGGGGAACGUUUUUUUGGUAGCUGAACCCAAUUACAGAUGCAGAUUACCGGGUGAGCUGGAAAAUGCUAGUUACCAUUUAAACGAUUCGACGUUGUCGACGUUUUAUCCGAAAGACAAGCGAGAUAAAUAUUCUUCGUGCGAUAGGAUUGUAGAUGGUAAAAUAGAAAAAUGUGACUCGUACAUUUUCGAUGACACGGUGUACGGGUAUACUUCUGUGAUAGAGUAUGAAUUAACAUGCUCCAAAGCGUACUUGAUAGCAACUUCCAACGCCAUUUUCAUGGUUGGAGUAAUGCUCGGGUCUAUAGGCUUUGGAGAAAUGUCGGACAGGUGCGGCCGCAAGAAGACAUUUUUCAUCUCCAUAGUACUGCUGCUGAUUUCGGGACUGGUCGCGGCCAUAGCUCCGGAACUAUGGUCGUUCACUUUUGCGAGAUUGAUGGUGGGAGCGUGCACGUCGGGCGUGUUCCUGGUCGCAUAUGUGAUAGGCUUGGAGAUGGUGGGACCUUCCAAGCGAUUCAUCGCCGGUACCGUGUGCCAAUUGUUUUUCUCUUUAGGUUAUAUGCUGGUGGCUGUGUUCGCUAUUUACAUUCACAAUUGGAGGUGGUUGCAGUUCGCGCUGACCAUACCGGGCGUUGUUUUUUUGUUUUAUUGGUGGCUUAUUCCAGAAUCGGCGAGAUGGCUGUUGACCAAAGACCGAAACGCAGAGGCCAAAAAGUUGAUUCAGACCGCCGCCAAAUACAACAAGGUGAUGAUCAGUGACGAAACGUUGGACGAACUCUUGGUCUCCGCCAAGCCGAAGGACAGCACAACGACGUCGAUAUUUCACGUGUUUAAGUAUCCCAAUAUGCGGAAGAAAACGCUGAUUAUAUUUUUCGAUUGGUUCGUCAACAACCUGACGUACUACGGCUUGUCUUGGAACAGUAACAACUUGGGAGGGGAUCCUUACUUGAAUUUCGUUAUUUUGGGAGCCGUUGAGAUACCGGGUUAUUCGAUAUUACUGCUGUUCCUCAACAGAUGGGGUAGAACGAAACUGAUGUGCUGCUGCAUGAUGAUAGCCGGGAUAGCGUUAUUGCUCACAAUCGCUGUACCUGCUAAUAAACAGUGGUUGACAAUAACGUUGGCGAUGAUAGGAAAAUUGUCGAUAACUGCCAGUUACGGGGCCGUUUAUAUACUGUCCACGGAACAAUUUCCCACCGUAGUACGAAACGCCGGGCUGGGCGCCGGAUCUACAAUGGCCCGAUUCGGGUCGAUACUAGCACCGUACAUUAAUGCGUUGUCGCAUGUAUGGGUGCCUCUACCGUUGUUAGUAUUUGGAUCUGCGUCUCUAGUGGGUGGUUUAAUGUCCUUAGUGUUACCAGAAACUUUAAAUAAGAAAUUACCAGAAACUAUGGAGGAGGGAGAGUUGUUUGGGAAGAAGAAAAGAAAAAAAGAGAUUGAAAUAGAUUUUGAAACUGUGAAUAAAGUACCAAAUGCAGCUGAAAAUGGCGGCGUUGAAGACAGGCUAGUGCAGAACGGAGUUUCCUAGUAUAUUAUUUAGUAUAUAUAUUUUUUUAUUCAGAAAUGUACCAAUAAGUUAUAAAUCAUUAUUAUCUAGCAGUUUUUUAUAUUAUAAAAUUUUAUUUGUCCAGACGUUUUCGUUGUAUUUUAUAUUAAUUCGAAUAAAAAUAUUUGUCUAUAA
This is a messenger RNA of Psylliodes chrysocephalus, 1934 nucleotides long. The record is from the annotation of a GenBank genome assembly. Lineage: Eukaryota; Metazoa; Arthropoda; Insecta; Coleoptera; Chrysomelidae.